Messenger RNA from Chaetura pelagica (chimney swift), 1097 nucleotides. It is a transcript of the gene GTPBP10, whose product is annotated as GTP-binding protein 10 (putative). Gene Ontology annotation, molecular function: magnesium ion binding; GTP binding; GTPase activity. The record is from RefSeq and is a predicted model, not a curated record. Bases 49 to 1083 code for a protein of 344 amino acids. NCBI's taxonomy places the organism in Eukaryota, Metazoa, Chordata, Aves, Apodiformes, Apodidae. The transcript has 9 exons. Gene Ontology annotation, cellular component: mitochondrion.
AACUUUAUAGACGAUUUGCGGGUCUAUGUAAGAGGAGGAACUGGUGGAAUGGGUUAUCCUCGCCUAGGUGGGGAAGGAGGGAGAGGUGGUGAUGUCUGGUUCGUGGCCCGAGAAAGAACGACCCUGAAGAGUAUUAAGGAAAGGUAUCCCCAGAAGCGAUUUGUAGCCGGACCAGGAGCCAACAGCAGUGUUAAAGCACUGAAAGGUGAUAAAGGUAAAGAUUGUGAAGUUCAUGUGCCUCCGGGAAUUUCAGUGCUUUGUGAUGAUGGCAAGCAGAUUGGAGAGCUUAAUGCAGCGGGAGAGAGAUUCCUAGCAGCUCGUGGGGGUCUUGGAGGCUCUUUGGCCACAAACUUCAUUCCUUGCAAAGGUCAGAGGAGAGUUGUUCGUCUUGAUUUGAAACUUAUAGCAGAUGUUGGCUUAGUUGGGUUUCCAAAUGCAGGAAAAUCAUCCUUGUUAAGCAAGAUUUCUCAUGCUAAACCUGAGAUUGCAAAUUACCCGUUUACAACAGUACAGCCUGAACUAGGAAAAAUCAUGUAUGCAGAUCACAAGCAGAUUUCAGUAGCUGAUCUCCCAGGACUGAUUGAAGGUGCACAUGCAAAUAAAGGGAUGGGCCACAAAUUUCUCAAACAUGUGGAAAGAACUAGACAGCUUCUCUUAGUUGUUGAUAUUUCUGGGUUUCAACUAUCUGUUAAGACUCAGUUCAGAACAGCCUUUGAAACUAUAUUGCUUUUAACAAAGGAAUUGGAGCUGUACAAAGAGGAACUUCUAACAAAGCCUGCACUUCUUGCCAUUAAUAAAAUGGAUUUGCCUUGUGCAAAAAAUAACUUGAAUGAACUCAUGAAACAACUACAGAAUCCUCAAGACUUCUUACACUUACUAGAGGAAGAAAUGAUUCCUGCAAAAACACUUGAAUUCAAAGAUAUAAUUCCUGUAUCUACAUAUACUGGAGAAGGAAUUGAGGAACUGAAAGCACGUAUAAGAAAAUCUGUGGAUGACGAAGCAGAGCAGGAGAAUGAAGAAUAUCGGAAAAAGAAACUGCUACUUUUACAGACUUCAGAAGAACAACAAAUGAGUAGGAGCUAGCAUUCUUGACUGGA